Messenger RNA from Rhizophagus irregularis DAOM 181602=DAOM 197198, 1446 nucleotides. RefSeq lists its product as uncharacterized. Gene Ontology annotation, molecular function: transmembrane transporter activity. Gene Ontology annotation, cellular component: membrane. NCBI's taxonomy places the organism in Eukaryota, Fungi, Glomeromycota, Glomeromycetes, Glomerales, Glomeraceae. Gene Ontology annotation, biological process: transmembrane transport. The record is from RefSeq and is a predicted model, not a curated record.
AUGGAGGAGCUUAAUCAACCUCCCUCGCAAAAUGCUUCAAAAAGUACCGCAACAGCUGACCUGGAAUCAAAUUCAAGAAAUAAAAACAAUGUAGUUAAUGCUCAAAAUCCGUGGAAAUUAUUAACUUCGAUUAAUAAACAACAAGGACUUACUUUUGCUGCAGCAUUUUUAGGAUGGACAUUAGAUGCUUUUGAUUUUUUUACUGUGGUAUUAUCUGUACCUUAUAUUGCAAAAGAAUUUCGAACGGAACCAUCUGUAAUUACUGGAAGUAUAACGAUUACGUUGUGUUUACGUCCAUUGGGAGCAGCAAUAUUUGGUCUGUUAGCAGAUCGUUAUGGUAGAAGAUACCCUUUAAUGGCAGAUAUUAUUCUUUAUAGUGUUAUGGAAUUAGCUUCAGGGUUUGCUCCAAAUUUUUUGGUCUUCUUUAUCUUAAGAGCAAUUUUUGGAAUCGCUAUGGGAGGUGAAUGGGGAUUAGGCACGGCAUUGGCGAUGGAAGUCUUACCACCAGAAACUCGCGGAUUAUUUUCCGGUAUUUUACAACAAGGUUAUGCUGUAGGAUUUCUUUUAGCAUCAAUUUUAUAUUAUGCUGUGAUAGAAAAUAUUGGAUGGAGGGCAAUGUUUUGGAUAGGUUCAUUUCCGGCUCUUUUGGUUGUUUUAAUUCGUUUCUUUGUACCCGAAUCACCCGUUUGGAAAGCUCAUCGUAAUGCUAGAAAAUCAGGUGGCAAAACUUUUCUGUCUAGCACUAAAUUAGCGUUAAAACAUCAUUGGAAAAAGUUCAUAUAUUGUGUUCUAUUAAUGUCUUGUUUUAGUUUUAUGAGUCAUGGUACACAGGAUUUAUAUCCAACUUUCUUAAAAACACAACUUGGAUUUACAACAGCUCAAGUUACAAUUCUUACAGUAGUAGCAAAUAUAGGAGCUAUAAUUGGAGGCUCUAUUUGUGGAUAUUUGUCACAAUUAUUUGGUCGUAGGAAAACUAUUUUCACUUCGGUUGUUUUAGCAGCAUGUUUUAUGCCAUUAUAUAUAUUACCAAAGAAUUUUGGAUUAUUGAUUGUUGGAGCUUUUGCUGAGUACUUUUGUGUUCAGGGGGCAUUGGGAAUCGUUCCAGCGCACUUAAACGAACUUUCACCACCAGAAUUUCGUGGCACGUUCCCAGGAUUAACUUAUCAAUUGGGUACUUUAGUAGCGUCAUCAUCAGCACAAGUUGAAGCAAAAUUAGGAGAAAUAUUUAAAAAAAAUGGAACAUAUAAUUAUGGAUUUGUUAUUGUUAUGUUAUCUCUUAUUGUUAUGACGUUGUUAGCACUGUUAACUAUACUGGGAAAAGAAAAUAAAGAUGCAAAUUUCAUCGAACAAGUUGAAAUCGUCGAACAAAUUACGGUUAAUGAUAAGAGCAAAGAAAAGGAAACUGAACAGGAUGAAAAAGUAGCGGUUACCAUAAAAGAUAUUUAA